AUGCCGAAGGGUCACACUAGAUACUUAAGUCAUGACAUACAAAAUCAAAUCAUUAACUGUAUGUCUUUAAAAUUGAAAGGAAAGCUCCUUGAAAACAUCAACAAAGCAAGGUUUUUUUCACUUAUUGUUGAUACAACACAAGAUCUUGACAAGAAAGACCAGUUGAGCUUUGUGAUUCGUUAUACGAAUUUCUUUGAAGAGUUGAGGCAAGACGAAGAUGGUAAUUUUGAAGAAUAUAAGAAAUUAAGUAUUGAGGAAUCAUUUCUUGGUUUCUUCCAUGUAAAAGACGCAACUGCACUUGGACUUUCCACCCAAGUUGUUGACUGUUUACAAAACCUGGGUGUGCAGAAAAGACUUCAAGAAAUUGAAAAACUUGCUGUUUAUGUACACUGCAAUGCGCACAAUUUAAAUCUUGCCAUCAAUGAUGCUGUUAAGGAAGUGAGAGCAGUGGACAGUUAUUUCACAACUCUGCAAUCUCUUUAUGUUUUCUUCGGCCUCAGCAUUAAGAGGUGGGACAUUUUGUCGUCAUUAACGGGUGAAUCUGAAGUGACAUUGAAGAAGUUGAAUCCAACUAGGUGGGCAUCAAGACAUGAUUCGAUUUUAGCAGUUAAGGUAAGGUAUUUGGACAUUAUGAAAGCUCUUACGAAGAUUAUACUUGAGAGUAAUAAGCAAGAAGAAGUUUCUGAAGCUAAAGCACUUGCAAAAUCCCUUGAUAACUUUCAGUUUGUAAUGCUGACAGUAGUGUUGUCCAAGAUUUUUACACAGCUAAACAUCACGUCUAAGUUUCUUCAAGGCAAGGAAACAGACUUAGAAAAAGCUGCCAGAGUACUUGAAAGAAGUCAAACUGAGCUCAAGAAAAUGAGGGAUGAUUACGAGGCCUACAAAGAUGAAGCCACACUUAUAGCACGUAAAUGGAACGUACAACCAAUGUUUUCUCAAAGCAGGCAGCGCAAAGUAAAACGACACUUUGAUGAACUAGCAGAAGAUUUCAGGUUUUCAUGUGGUGAAGAGGCCUUCAGAGUGCAAGUGUUUUACGCUGUUUUGGACAUAGUCAAUCGUCAAAUUGAGGACCGCUUUUCUUCUGUUCGAGAUGUUGUCCAGCUGUUUUCUGUUUUAUUUCCAACAGUUCUGGUCAAGCUAACUGAAAAAGAAAUCUUUGAAAAAGCUGGAGAAUUGCAAAGAGUGUACGAAAAAGACAUAGGGCUAUCGCUACCUCUUGAACUUAUAUCCCUUCAAAGUGGAUUUAAAUGUGAGCUAUCAAAACUGAAAACGGUUUAUGACAGCUUCACUUUUAAUGAUUGA
Messenger RNA from Diabrotica virgifera virgifera (western corn rootworm), 1302 nucleotides. RefSeq lists its product as uncharacterized. NCBI's taxonomy places the organism in Eukaryota, Metazoa, Arthropoda, Insecta, Coleoptera, Chrysomelidae. The transcript is spliced from 2 exons. The coding region runs from base 1 to 1302 and encodes 433 amino acids. The record is from RefSeq and is a predicted model, not a curated record.